AGUCUUGUGCCGGUGGUGACGUCGUUUGAGUUCUCCUGAACCGCAGCAUACCGAGACCUCCCUCACUCAAAGUUGCAGCGAGGUCUGAAGUAUCCCCCACGAAAAUUAACAUGUAUCAAUAUACGGGAAAACAAUGAUAAAUAAACACAUCGAUCAACCGUCCGCUUCCAAGCUCUAUGACACCUGGAAAGAAACCUGGGAUCCGUUACUUGUGAAAGAGUUCAGAAAUGCUUUGGUGCCACUGCUGUUGCCAUAAUGAGAACCUACACCCGCGGGGCACCAACAGUGUUUUUCAUACAUUUGAUCUGCUCCUUGUUGGCCCUCCCAGUUGAUGAAAACCAUGGUUUUGGAAUUCCCUUCCAAAAUGGAAAUUAUGAUGGCCACCCCAUGCUUUACUUCAGUAAGGGAGAGAUGGAGGACCUGCAGCUUAAAGCUCAGGGCACCCACCGACACAUAGCAAGCAAGAUCCAGGAGGCUGGGCAGACCAUGCUGGCUACCCCAAAGGAAUACCUCCCUCCCUGGGAACCAGCGGAUUUUAGUGCUCGAUGGAAUGAGAUCUACGGGAACAACCUUGGGGUGCUGUCCAUGUUCUGUGUGCUUUAUCCUGAGACCACAGGGGCGUUGGAUCUAGCUAAAGACUACAUGGAGCGGAUGGCAGCACAGCCUAGUUGGUUGGUAAAAGAUGCUCCUUGGGAUGAAGUACCUCUAGCUCACUCUCUUGUUGGAUUUUCUACUGCAUACGACUUUCUGUACAACUACCUGAGCAAGUCCCAGCAGGACAGGUUUCUGGAGGUGAUUGCCAAUGCCUCCAGGUACAUGUAUGACAAGUCAUACAGCCAAGGAUGGGGGUUUCAGUAUCUACACAAUCACCAACCUACUAACUGCGUGGCACUAUUGACAGGAAGCCUUGUACUAAUGAACCAAGGUUACCUUCAGGAAGCCUACUUGUGGACCAAGCAAGUUUUUGCAAUAAUAGAGAAGUCAUUGGUGCUUCUGCAAGAUGUAACUGAUGGAUCCUUGUAUGAAGGUGUGGCUUAUGGGACGUACACCACCAGAUCCCUCUUUCAGUACAUGUUCCUGGUCCAGAGACACUUUGACAUCAGCCACUUUGACCACCCCUGGAUCAAACAGCACUUUGCCUUCAUGUAUAGAACUAUCUUGCCAGGCUUUCAAAGGAGUGUGGCCAUUGCAGACUCCAACUACAACUGGUUCUACGGACCUGAGAGUCAGCUGGUAUUCAUGGAUAAUUACAUCUUGCGCAAUGGAAGCGGGAACUGGCUGGCAGAGAUGAUCCGUCAGAAUCGAGUGGUGGAAGGGCCCGGGUUGGCAGGGAAGGGCCAGCGCUGGUGCACACUUCACACUGAGUUCCUCUGGUAUAAUGCCUCUUUGGCCCCAAAGCCCCCUCCAGAUUUUGAAAGAUCAAGACUGCACUUCUUUGAAGAUUGGGGAGUUGUUACCUAUGGAAGCUCACUACCAGUUCAAAUCAACAAUACCUUCUUGUCCUUCAAAUCAGGAAAGCUGGGGGGGCGUGCAAUAUUUGACAUUGUGCACCAGAACAAGUACAAAGAGUGGAUCAAAGGGUGGAGGAACUUCAAUGCUGGUCACGAGCACCCAGACCAGAACUCCUUUACAUUUGCACCCAACGGCGUGCCUUUCAUAACUGAAGCCCUGUAUGGGCCGAAGUACACUUUCCUCAACAACGCCUUGAUGUUUUCCCCUGCUGUUUCCGAGAGCUGCUUUGCACCAUGGGAAGGCCAGGUGACUGAAGCCUGCAAUUCCAAGUGGCUCAAGUAUAAACAUGGACUUGCUGGGGACUCACAGGGCAGGGUGCUGGCAGCUCUGGAGAGGAAAGGAAUGGUAUUUAUUCGAGGCGAGGGAAUGAGUGCCUAUAACCCUGCUCUGAAGUUAAGGAGCGUGCAGAGGAACCUGCUUCUUCUGCACCCUCAGCUGUUGCUCCUGGUGGAUCAAAUUCACUUAGAGGAAGACAGCCCUGUUGAAUCAGCCAGCUCUUACUUUCACAAUACCGAUAUGCCCUUUGAGGAGACAGCAAUAGAAGGGGUCCAUGGAGCCUUUAUUAGACAUAAGGAUGGAUUGUAUAAAAUGUUCUGGAUGGAUGACACUGGCUACAGUGAUAAAGGGGUUCUGGGAUACAGGGGCUAUCCACGUGGCUACCCGUACAAUGGAUCUAACUAUGUGAAUGUGACUAUGCCUCUGAGAAACCCGAUAACCAGGAUGGCAUACAUCUUUUUUGGGCCUGAUGUGGAUGUUCAGAGUUUCAGUAUUCGUGGGGAUGCACAACGAGUGGACAUUUAUUUGGUGGCAAAUGAUCUCACAUACACAGUAUACCUUCUCACGGGGGAAGUGGCCAGCAAGCCACUUUUCGCCAUGGUGCUCGCUGACCGUCAAAAGAUUGUCUUUGAGAGGGCAGCAGGAGUCAAGGAUGCCCCGCCUCCGGAGGUGAGCCGCUAUUUGGGCCUGGUUGAAGACAAUCUCCAACAUGUCAAACCCGUCUUCCAGCAGCUCGAAAAGCAAAUUCUGGCCCGUGUUCUCAACACUGACAAUUUCAGGAAAACAGCAGAGCGCCUCCUGCAGUUUUCAGACAAGAAGAAAACUGAAGAAAUCAUUGAGAAAAUGUUUACACUCUCCCAGAAGCAAGGCAAAGCGAAAAAUGCUAGAAAAGGAAGUCUAACAGACAGCCUGCCUGACAUUUUUGCUCAAAUUGAGUUGGCCGAAAAGAAGGAGAGACAAAAAAGCAGGACAAAGAUAUUUAACGAAAACCCAGAAGAAGGGGAAGGGGAUGCAAGAGAUUUCCUGGACUAUAGUGACCUUCGCCGUGCAAAAGGCAGAAAGGUUGGGUAUGUAAAAAGUCUUAGAUAUAAAGAAGUUCUGAUGGAUUCCAUUGUGAGAAGCACUGAGCCCACAGUCUCAGCUUCCUACAUCAGGCUCUUCCUGAUUUUGAAUAUUGCCACAUUUUUUUGGUUGUUGACAUUACUGUUGACUCGAUUUCAGAAGACUCAAAGUCUGCACACACAGAGAUGCUUCUAUGCAGUCCUUUUAAUAGACUGCUGCAUCUUGCUGUGUUUAUAUUCCUCAUGCUCACAAGCACAGUGUUAAAAUGCAGUCUAUGUUGUGGAGAAGAAUCUUUACAAAGUAACUGUGGAAAGGUGGCAUCCCAAGGAGCCUAAACCAAACGUAAAUUAUGUGGAGCAUGGAAAAAUGUAAUGAAAGUGUUAGGCUUUCAGUUUUUGAUGCAGAUCCAGAUUAGUCUAUGCAAAACAUUAAUGUAUUUAUCAGUAAGGAUUAUGAAUUGUACAUAGGUGUCAAAUUAGAUAUAUUUUUUUCAGAGGAAAUUUGAUAAACCUUUUUAAAAAAGCAAUAUCUAAUCAGAAAUCUUUCACAGUUUAAGUCUGCCUGCUAUUGAUUUUUUCCCCCUGGUAUAAUAGUUAAUAGUUAAUCAGGUAAAGAAACCAGUCAGUCUAGAAAAAUAAAAAAAAUACUUUUUAAUGCAUUUUCUGCUUUGAGUUCUGUCCUCCACCUUCCUCCUCACUUUUAGCCUCAGUUGUGGGCUUGACAGCUGUCCUAUCUCCCUAGUAUCUAAGGUAAUGCCGUAGAUUUAAACUGGGGCUGUACCAGGAUGCUCGGAGCAAUGCCGAAUACCAAGUCAACACUGUGCAUAAACAUUGUAUUAUAUAGUUGGCCUUCCAGUCCGUUGCACGUAGCAACGAUAUUGUGUUUUGAGAUCAACUGUUUUUAACACAGUAUUAACCCAGUUUGGCAAUGGGUACAAUGGCAUUUGCAAUAAAGAAACCGCAUUCCUUCGGAUUUAAGAUUCAACCCAAAUUUCCCAUCCUCAAAUAAAAAAUCAAAUAAGAUGCAUUUAUAACGCAUUGCAACAGGGAGGUGUCACUGGUUGAGUCGUGCUGCUGCUUUUGUGGAGCGGAGUUGAUUGGCUGAGGGGCGUGUCUGGGGAGCCUAUGCCUGUUUAAGAACACAACAACGCCAGUUCAAGGUUACUGCACCACAGCCAUUGCUGCACAGGCAGGCGCUGAGCGAAAGCUUACUUUGUUUACAUCGAGGAGGAGAGCAUCCGCUCUGGAGGAUAAUGACUACAGAACCCUUCAACUGGCAAUCAGUCACGUUUCUGUUGGUGUACUCGGACUGUCACUUCUUUUGGGGCCGAUUUUAAUACGUGUAUCACUAUACCGUACUCGAAUCUAAGUAAAAAUUGUGUCUUACAUUCAAAGGAAUAUUUUAUAUAUAUAUAUAUAUAUAUAUAUAUAUAUAUAUAUAUAUAUAUAUAUAUAUAUAUAUAUAUAUAUAGAUUAAGCACACACUUUCAAUAAGAAAGUAGAAUAUAUUCAACAAACAAGAACAUUUGUAAAUCGUAGUUCUGUAUUGGAUUACCAGUAUAUUACCAGGCUUACCUUUUUAAAUAACCUAUUAGUUUAUUAAAGGAUUAAUCUGAAAUAAACUUUUCUUUCAGUGCACUAUUAACAAAUCACUGUUCGGCCAUGAAAUAUUAACACAAUGACUGGCCACCUUGAUUUGGGUGUCAUAUUUGGCACCACUGACAAACUACGUUCAACUCAUACAAAACGUUACUAUAGGACAAUUUCAGAAUAUGAGCGUACAUCUCAUCCUGGCAUUGUUUUAGCAAUGGUACUAAAUGUCUUUCCCCUUCUUUUUUUCAUGACUGAAGUUAAAACACUGAAUUGGCAUCUUUAAUCAUUCAUGGAAGUGUGAUAGACUUCAUUCACUUGACAAUGAAACAAUAAAAUGCCCGCUCCUUGA
Polyodon spathula (Mississippi paddlefish) is the source of this 4791-nucleotide messenger RNA. Its product is annotated as dermatan-sulfate epimerase-like. NCBI's taxonomy places the organism in Eukaryota, Metazoa, Chordata, Actinopteri, Acipenseriformes, Polyodontidae. The record is from RefSeq and is a predicted model, not a curated record. Gene Ontology annotation, molecular function: chondroitin-glucuronate 5-epimerase activity. The transcript has 6 exons. Bases 256 to 3114 code for a protein of 952 amino acids.